AUGGUCUCCAGCAUCGUUGUCUAUGGCGGUUCGGGCGCACUUGGCCGUGCUAUUGUCACAGCCUUUGUCCAGAAGCAAUGGGCAGUGACAUCGAUCGACUUUGUCGCCAACCAGGAAGCGACCACCAACAUCCUGCUUGAGAAGAGUGAUUCACUGGAAGAGCAGGGCAAGCGUGUCAUUGGUGCCGUCGGUGGCCAGGUCGAUGCAAUCGUCUGUGUUGCCGGUGGAUGGGCCGGCGGAAAUGCUGCUUCCCCAGAUCUGUUUGCUAACUCAGAGCUCAUGUGGAAGCAAUCUGUGCACUCCUCUCUGGUUGCCGCCCACCUCGCGUCCAAAACCCUGAAGUCGGGGGGUCUGUUGACAUUGACUGGCGCCUACCCUGCACAGAAGGGCACGCCCUUCAUGAUUGGAUACGGCAUGGCCAAGGCGGCUGUUCACCAAUUGGUCGCCAGUUUGGCUGGACCCGACUCUGGAAUCCCCGCAGAUGCGAAGGUCAAUGCCAUUCUCCCUGUUACUCUGGACACGCCAAUGAACCGUUCUGGCAUGCCCAAUGCUGACUUUACCUCGUGGACGCCUUGCUCCGAGGUCGCCGAGACUAUCUACGCGUGGGCAACCAAUGCCAUUCCUGUUACCUCGGGUAAGCUUGUUGAGAUCGUCACCAAGGAUAGCAAGACCUCAUACACCGAGAAGUAA
Messenger RNA from Gamsiella multidivaricata, 690 nucleotides. RefSeq names its product dihydropteridine reductase-like protein. Gene Ontology annotation, cellular component: cytoplasm. Gene Ontology annotation, molecular function: NADH binding; NADPH binding; 6,7-dihydropteridine reductase activity. Gene Ontology annotation, biological process: tetrahydrobiopterin biosynthetic process; L-phenylalanine catabolic process. The record is from RefSeq and is a predicted model, not a curated record. Lineage: Eukaryota; Fungi; Mortierellomycota; Mortierellomycetes; Mortierellales; Mortierellaceae. The coding region runs from base 1 to 690 and encodes 229 amino acids. The transcript has 6 exons.